Molecule: messenger RNA, 1879 nt
Organism: Balearica regulorum gibbericeps (East African grey crowned-crane)
Lineage: Eukaryota; Metazoa; Chordata; Aves; Gruiformes; Gruidae
Source: RefSeq, a predicted model, not a curated record
CAGAAUAACUGACAGAAUCUAGAAGAAGGAGGCACAUUCACCAAAUAUGGAAGAAGAUACCCAACCUCUCUUGGUUCCUGUUGGAGGCGAUGAAAGCAAUUAUGGAAUCAUGAAUAUACAGUUUAAUCCAGAGGAUUUUAAGUGCAAAAGACCGUUUCAUGUGGAGCCUACAAAUAUAGUCAGUGUGAACGAUGACAUGCAAAGAGUCACUGACGAAGCUUCAGCAAUGAAUAAGCGGAUUCAUUAUUAUAGCAGGCUCACAUCUCCUGCAGACAGGGCAUUGAUUGCUCCUGAUCAUGUACUUCCAGCUCCCGAUGAAAUCUACGUGUACAGUCCAUUAGGAACUGCUUUUAAAGUUGACAGUUGCACAGAUGGCUAUGGUAAAAACUCCAGUAUAGUGACAAUAUUUAUGAUAUGGAAUACAAUGAUGGGUACAUCUAUAUUAAGUAUCCCCUGGGGGAUAAAACAGGCAGGCUUUACUUCUGGAAUCAUUCUCAUCUUACUGAUGGGCAUUUUGACUCUUUACUGCUGCUACAGAGUUGUGAAAUCACGGAAAAUGAUACCUUUAAUAGAUACCUCAAACUGGGAAUUCCCGGAUGUUUGCAAGUAUUACUUUGGAUCCUUUGGUCAGUGGUCAAGCCUCUUAUUUUCUAUGGUAUCGCUUGUUGGAGCCAUGGUUGUUUAUUGGGUGCUUAUGUCCAACUUUCUGUUCAACACUGGAAAGUUUAUAUACAACUUUGUUCAUGACAUUAAUGUAACAGAUAUUGUUCCUGGAACAAAUGGAAGUAACAAAGUCAUUUGUCCAGGUGCUGCUAGCAGUCACCCACCACAGAACAGGAGUGUGAUGUUCUCUUCUGGCAACAAUACAGGUUUUGAACUCUUCGAGGAGUGGUGGAACAAAUCACAAACAGUACCAUUUUACUUGAUUGCUGUUCUUCUACCCCUGCUAAACCUGAAGUCUCCAUCCUUCUUUGCAAACUUCAAUGUCCUAGGUACGGUUUCAGUUGUCUACUUAGUUUUUCUGGUUACCGUAAAGGCUGCUCAUUUGGGAAUCCACUUAGAAUACAACUGGUUUACAGAGAAUGAUUUUUUUGUACCAGAGUUUAGAAUUCUGUUCCCUCAGCUCACAGGGGUUCUGACACUUGCCUUCUUCAUCCACAAUUGUGUCAUCACACUUCUUCAAAAUAAUAGGAACCAAGAAAAAAAUGUGAGAGACCUCUCUAUUGCGUACUUCCUGGUGGGAUUAACAUACCUAUAUGUUGGAGUGAUAAUUUUUGCAUCUUUUCCUUCUCCACCACUAUCCAAAGAGUGUAUUGAACAGAAUUUUCUAGAUAACUUUCCCAGUGAUGACAUCAUGUCUUUUGUUGCAAGAAUAUUUCUGCUGUUCCAGAUGAUGACUGUAUACCCACUGUUGGGCUAUCUGGCACGAGUUCAGCUGUUAAGACAGUUUUUUGGAAAUGCUUAUCCAAGUGUUUUCCACGUGUUCAUCUUGAACAUAGCAAUUGUAGGAGCUGGAGUAGCAAUGGCAAGAUUUUAUCCAAAUAUAGGAGGUAUCAUAAGAUACUCUGGAGCAACAUGUGGUCUGGCAUUUGUGUUUGUGUAUCCGUCCCUCAUCUACGUGAUCUCCCUGCAUCGUGCUGGGCAGCUGACGUGGCCAGCAUUGAUCAUUCACAUCCUUAUAAUCCUCCUUGGACUGGCUAAUCUGAUUGCACAAUUCCUAUUGUGAAAACUCCCCCUUCUCCCUGUGGCUGUCACAAGUGGUACUGUGACAUUUGGCAACAGCCUUGAGCAACACUGUCAUGCAUGAGAACGAACAGUCUUCAGUAUGAUCUUUUUGAGAAAAGCUGCACCUUUGAAACAAAUUCAAAACACAUCUUUC